AUGGUUUGCAAACGCUCGCCCAAACGAGCCGUAUCUUCGGGUUUCAUAGGAAUCUCUCUAUCUGUAUCGCGUAUUCAGUCUGUAGUACGCCAAACUUUACAGAGAACUUCGUGGCUGCCUAAAGCGACGAACAACAGGUUCGCUCGCGACGAUGGGGCAACAACGGUGCAACGGCGCUGGCGGCGACGGGGACCGCGUCCGCAUCAGCCGCAGUCCCCCUGCGCCUUGAUUACGAGCAGCUUCAGCGUGGUAGGUGUUUCCCAGGCGGCAGCGGGCCAGCACUUGGCCUAUGCCUUCGGGGUGAGUCUGCCGCCGACAAUGUUGGCCUGGUUCGGAAGCACUGGCACGAGCAUGACGACGGAGUUUGACGGCGCGAACUCGCUAACGCCGGUCGUGUGGGUACUAGGUGCGGUCGCUGGCCUUGUGGUAUCCCACUUGGCGCAGCAGUCUCCAGCAGCAGUCCGGAAAGCGUGGCUCCGGUUCAUUCGAGGUGCGGACGCUCGAGAGGCGAACCCAACUUGUCCAGCGUGCGAGGGCGAGGGCUCCAUCGACUGUCUCUGCCAACGCUGGCGGGUGCCUGACGCCAGCAGCGACAGUUCAGAAAGCAGAAGCGAGCCAAAGGGGCCCCUUCAAAAGGCUUCGCGGGGUUGGAACCUCUUCUCAAAGAGCAGGACAAGGGUCGCGUUGACAAAGAGCACCUGCUCUCGCUGCCACGGAACAGGACGUGAGCCAUGUCCCCGCUGUGGCGGUGGGGGCAUGCUCGUGCACAGCGACGAGGCGUCGCUCCGAGGCGACACCGUGCCCGUGCACCUCGAGGAUGGAUAUGACUGGGAGCGAGCUGCACGGCUGAAGCGAGACUCGAGAUGA
Molecule: messenger RNA, 867 nt
Organism: Cyanidioschyzon merolae strain 10D
Lineage: Eukaryota; Rhodophyta; Bangiophyceae; Cyanidiales; Cyanidiaceae
Exons: 1
Coding region: 1-867 (288 amino acids)
Source: RefSeq, a predicted model, not a curated record